CCAUUGUUUCACUGAGUACUGACCUUUAGAAUAGGUUCUGAAGGCAACGAUGAAAUUCAUGGAGCCUGGGACUCAUUUUCAGCAAUAGUAUCGUUCUUCUCUCAGAUUACGUCUAUGUGCCUUCAACUCGUGCUCAUCGCUCAAGCUGCGCGCGAAAUCGGUCACCCUUCUUUCGUAGUGAUAUGUAUCCUGAAGCCGCUGUACGAUAGUCUAUCUCAGCAUGGUUUGUGGGGCUACGAAUAUUUCUACCAUGCGGAAAAUAGAGACUUCAAGCGAAUGCAUGCUCUGUGGUCUCUUACCGAUCAGAAAUAUCGCUCAGAGGUCCUUGCUGGUGGACUGUCUGAUUAUAUUGUUGGAGAAUAUACUAAAUCCUCGACGCGUGUUGGUAAUAUUCCAACCUCAUCCCCGGAAGAACAAUAUGGCCAAUGUUCCACGCCAUUUUCGGACAUUCUCUCUGACCUUCUGGGCAAAGCGCCUAUGAUAUAUUUAGCAAUGUCUGUUGUGAUAAAGCCUUCCACAUUCUCUGUGGCGUCAUUCACUGUAUUGCAAUGGUACUCAUCCAACCUUCAAUUUUCGCUGAAGUGGUUCCUUGCGAGCAUCGACAAUUUUCAACAAGAAUGUCGGUGGAUAACCCGUUUUUACGAUUCUAUGAAUAUGCCUACCGAAAUGUCGUAUGACCGCCGUGCAUAUUCCCCUCUGAAAUUUAGAUCGGAGAAACCUGGCUGCCCAGACUCCCUGCAGCGAGGAAUGUCCUUCGACCUUCGAGACGUGUGCUUCUCGUAUCAAAAUAAUACAUCUGCUUUGAAAAACAUUUCGCUCUCUAUCCAGUCCGGACAGCUCGUCGCCAUCGUCGGGACUAACGGGAGCGGAAAAUCCACAUUAAUUAAACUUUUGACUAGGAUGAUUGAACCGACGUCUGGAACGCUUCUUGUCGACGGGCAUCACAUUUCAGACUACAAGCUAGCGGAUUUUCGUCGGUCCACUGCUUGUUUCAUGCAGGACCACCAAAUCUUUCCACUGUCUUUCUGGGAGAAUAUCCGUAUGGGUGACGUCGACAACAUAUACACCGAUAAAGAGAUCAUGAACGCUGUCCGUAAGGGUGGUGCUGGGGGCGUCUUGACCGGAUUGGCCGAAGGAAGUGCCACAAUCUUAAGAAAUGACGAUGGGCCAACCAGUGACUAUCGUCAAUGUAAUUUUGGUCCUUCAGAUGACAAUGAGCCGCAUCCAUUGUUGCCUCAGUGGAAAGAACUGGAGAAAGACGCUAAGGUUUCGGGUGGAGAAAAGCAGCGAAUCGUAGCUGCGAGAACAUUCAUGCGCUUCCACUCCGGAAAGGUCAAUUUUGUAGCGGUAGACGAAGCUAGCUCAGCUCUAGAUGCUGCGGGCGAAGCCCAACUCUUCGAGAACUUGAUCGCGGAAAGAUCAGGGAAAACAAUUGCCAUUGUUACCCACCGGUUCGGUCCCUUGACACGUCGUGCGGAUCUCAUUCUCUGCAUGAAGGAUGGGUGUUUGUCCGAGUCUGGGCGGCACGAUGAGCUACUGGCGCUGAACGGGGAGUAUGCGAGGCUCUACAAUAUACAGGCUGGAGAGUUCACUGAUGUUAUCACUACUGGUUCAAAGGAACUGAUCUGAGAAAUAUGUAACCUACUUGUGUAGGUCUCGCGCUGAAUUCGAUUGCA
Desarmillaria tabescens is the source of this 1676-nucleotide messenger RNA. RefSeq names its product P-loop containing nucleoside triphosphate hydrolase protein. The coding region runs from base 115 to 1629 and encodes 504 amino acids. The record is from RefSeq and is a predicted model, not a curated record. NCBI's taxonomy places the organism in Eukaryota, Fungi, Basidiomycota, Agaricomycetes, Agaricales, Physalacriaceae. Gene Ontology annotation, molecular function: ATP hydrolysis activity; ATP binding; ABC-type oligopeptide transporter activity. The transcript is spliced from 7 exons.